AUCCCAUCAAAGGUUAUUUAAGACCCCUCCCAAGAAUAUAGCUCUCUCUCUCUCUCUCUCUCUCACAAACACAGAGAAUAUUUAGAUUUAAGCAGUAUCACAUUGCUACAACAGUUUCCUUUUCGUUUUUCUUUUUUUGGGGUUUCCUUGGCAUUCUCUUUCCCUCCUUUCACAGCCUGUCAAGAGCUGAAUUAUUAACAUAGCAGGAGACUACAAUUUUUUUUGAGAGAAAAGGUGCUUUGUUGUCUCUCCAAGCAAAAUGGGGACUGGUUCUGGCCUGCCGAGAGUUUUUUAUUUUGAUGAGAUUCGUUGUGGUGUUUUGAGUCUUUCUUGAAGCACAGCUCUCUUUUUCGUUUUUUUGUUUGCCUUCAUUGGUGGCUCCGUCGCGUGCGGCGAAACAACAUGCCAUGGUUGCUCAUGAAGGUUUCGGUUGGUUCUUGUCCUCCUGUUUCUGGGCUUCUUGUUAUUUAGCAAGGCCUUCUUAUGGAUGGUAAUACUGGGGGGGGACUUGCAUGAAGGAAGAUGAUGUUGAGAGAGGCCAUCUCCAUAGAGUUUGCAAAUCUGGUAAAGUCCAUCUCUUGCAGGUAUGGGAACCGAACUUCAGUAUGCCAUCAACCCUCUAGCAGCAGCUUCACCAAGUAGCCACAUUUUUUCUUUUCACUGUGUGGAUGAGCGGGACCAUUUUCAGAACAGAGAGCUCAAAGAAAGCAUCAGGAACACUGGAGCCAAGAAGUUUAUAGACCCCAUGGAUCAGGUGGCCGAGAAGCAUAACAUCGAAUCUAUCAGGAAGACAAUGCAGAUGCACGAAGGUAUCUUCAAGCAACAGGUGCGAGAACUCCACCGGCUAUACAGUGUUCAAAAGGUGCUUAUGAGUGAGCUGAAGAAAGAAAUAGAGCAAAACAGGAUCCGGAGUGCCAUGAGGAGUUCAGAGACUAACUAUGUCGUCAAUUGGCCCCAGCAAACAAGUCAACCCAGUAGCAGCCGUCCGUUCCAUUUACAAAGUCCGAGCAAUGACCCGAGUUCAAAUGAGAGGAGCAGUAGCAGCUGUGCCGAGGCCAUAAGAAGGACGAGAGGUUUCGACCUCGAAAGCCCUGCAAAAGAAAACAGCAACAUUGAUGGAGAAUUACCGGGGCCUAGCUUUAGCCCUCGAAGCAUCGAAGGCUCGGAUGAAGAAACUGAAGUGGAGCUAACACUAAGCAUAGGAGGGAAAAAAGGCAAUAAAAUGUCCAAAAGCUACCAACAGCAUCACACGAAAACAGAAGCGGGUUUCUCCAGGAUGAAUCAUAAGGAGAUCGUUUCGCCUUCGUCACUCAUGUCGGAUCGAGGUGAUGCUUGCAGUGGACCCACCACCAGUAUUGGUGGUUCAGCUACUACAUCUGAUCGGGAAAGAAAACAGCCGCAUUGGCUGUUUCAAGUCUGAAGUCGACAUUAUUUGAAGAUAGGGGAAUGUUCAUUCAUCUCAAGCCUCUCCUGAGCCAUCUUAUCAACACGAUUCAUCAUCUAUUCAGAUUCUAUUUUGCUUCCUCCUCACUCUAAUAAGAAGAUGAUCACUUUGCCAUUUCUGAGUUCACAUUGAUGUAAAUACCUCUUCACUAAGAUUUAUCAUCCUAAAUUCCAGCACAUA
Molecule: messenger RNA, 1624 nt
Organism: Rhodamnia argentea
Lineage: Eukaryota; Viridiplantae; Streptophyta; Magnoliopsida; Myrtales; Myrtaceae
Exons: 3
Coding region: 587-1420 (277 amino acids)
Source: RefSeq, a predicted model, not a curated record